Messenger RNA from Neogale vison (American mink), 3386 nucleotides. It is a transcript of the gene HMGCS1, whose product is annotated as 3-hydroxy-3-methylglutaryl-CoA synthase 1. The record is from RefSeq and is a predicted model, not a curated record. The transcript has 11 exons. Gene Ontology annotation, molecular function: hydroxymethylglutaryl-CoA synthase activity. Lineage: Eukaryota; Metazoa; Chordata; Mammalia; Carnivora; Mustelidae. Gene Ontology annotation, cellular component: cytosol. Gene Ontology annotation, biological process: acetyl-CoA metabolic process. The coding region runs from base 166 to 1728 and encodes 520 amino acids.
AGCUAUAAAGCUGGUGACGGCGGGGAGGCACCGCGUCUUGCCCCUCCGUGGCCCCAUCUCUUUCUUUCUACGGCCACCGCCCGGUCACAUUUGGUGCCUGAAGGAGGAAACACAGUGACAGACCUGGAGACUGCAGUUCUUUAUUCCUCACACAGCUCUUUCACCAUGCCUGGGUCACUUCCUUUGAAUGCAGAAGCCUGCUGGCCAAAAGAUGUGGGAAUUGUUGCCCUUGAGAUCUAUUUUCCUUCUCAAUAUGUUGAUCAAGCAGAGUUGGAAAAAUACGAUGGUGUAGAUGCUGGAAAGUAUACCAUUGGCUUGGGCCAGGCCAAGAUGGGCUUCUGCACAGACAGAGAAGAUAUCAACUCUCUUUGCCUGACUGUGGUUCAGAAUCUUAUGGAGAGACAUAGCCUUUCGUACGAUUGCAUUGGGCGUUUAGAAGUUGGAACAGAGACAAUCAUCGACAAAUCAAAGUCCGUGAAGACUAAUUUGAUGCAGCUCUUUGAGGAGUCUGGGAACACAGAUAUUGAAGGAAUAGAUACAACGAAUGCAUGCUACGGAGGCACAGCUGCUGUCUUCAAUGCUGUUAAUUGGAUUGAGUCCAGCUCUUGGGAUGGACGGUAUGCCCUGGUAGUUGCGGGAGAUAUUGCUGUGUAUGCCACAGGAAAUGCUAGACCUACAGGUGGAGUGGGAGCUGUUGCUCUGCUAAUUGGGCCAAAUGCUCCUUUAAUUUUUGACCGAGGACUUCGUGGAACACAUAUGCAACACGCCUAUGAUUUUUACAAACCUGAUAUGCUUUCGGAAUAUCCUAUAGUGGAUGGGAAACUCUCCAUACAGUGCUACCUCAGUGCACUAGACCGCUGCUAUUCUGUCUACCGCAAAAAGAUCCGUGCCCAGUGGCAGAAGGAGGGAAAUGAUAAAGAUUUUACCUUGAAUGAUUUUGGUUUCAUGAUCUUCCACUCACCCUACUGUAAGCUGGUUCAGAAAUCUCUAGCUCGGAUGUUGCUGAAUGACUUCCUUAAUGACCAGAACAGAGAUAAAAAUAGUAUCUAUAGUGGCCUGGAAGCCUUUGGGGAUGUUAAAUUAGAAGAUACCUACUUUGAUAGAGAUGUGGAAAAAGCAUUUAUGAAAGCUAGUUCCGAACUCUUUAAUCAGAAAACAAAGGCAUCUUUGCUCGUGUCAAAUCAGAAUGGAAAUAUGUACACCUCGUCGGUGUAUGGCUCCCUUGCUUCUGUCCUAGCGCAGUACUCGCCUCAGCAGCUGGCGGGAAAGAGGAUCGGCGUGUUCUCUUAUGGUUCUGGUUUGGCCGCCACCCUGUACUCCCUUAAAGUUACGCAAGAUGCCACACCAGGGUCUGCUCUCGAUAAAAUAACAGCAAGUUUGUGUGAUCUUAAAUCAAGACUUGACUCAAGAACUUGCGUGGCACCAGAUGUCUUUGCUGAAAAUAUGAAGCUCAGAGAGGACACUCAUCACUUGGUGAACUAUAUUCCCCAGAGUUCCGUAGAUUCCCUCUUCGAAGGAACAUGGUAUCUUGUCAGAGUGGACGAGAAGUACAGGAGGACCUACGCCCGGCGCCCGGCCCCCAGUGAGGACACCCUGGGCGAGGGAGUUGGACUUGUCCACUCAAGCACAGCCACGGAGCAUAUUCCAAGUCCUGCCAAGAAAGUGCCGAGACUCCCUGCAGCAGCAGCAGAGGCCGAAGCAGCUGUCAUUAGUAACGGGGAGCACUGAGACGCCGCUCUGAGCUCGAAGACUGCGGGGCGGGGCGGGGCGGGGCGGGGGGUGGAUGGGAACAGUUCUGGGAACGUGGGAUGUCUGGGGACAAUUUUAAAGGAUUACAUGUUGCGUAACUUUUUAUGUGACUGACAUGGAGCCUGGAGAACUGUCGUGUUCUUGGGAGAGUCUCUUUGCUCGAUCCGCUGCCAUGCUUCCGCUUGUGGUCUAGCCAGAGCUCGGUGUCCGGGAACGGUUAAGGGCUCUGGAAACAUACCUCUCUGGCCAUUUGUGUGCAUGAAGCUUAGUUUUUCAGUGUGGUAUGAGGUACUGGUCUCCAAUUUUAAUUUUUUUAAACAUAAGAAUUUUGUACUUUGAACAAACAAGCUUACUGAAAGUACCUGCGGUUUUUGAAAAGAACUUUCUAGUUUUGGGAAUGUAGUCUUCGAAUGUGUUAUGCACAAACCCUGCUUAAAAAUGGCAAGAUGCACAUGCUCUUUUUCUGUAAUUUAGAAACCCUGAAGAGGGAGAAGGGGUGGGAUGGUAACACUGGGUCUGGAAACUGAAAUGCCACUACAAAUCCAGGCCAGCGGUGACGAGUUCUCGCAAUGACCUCUGUGAACAGAGAGACGCUGGCAUCGAGCAGACAUCUGCUCGAACCACGGGGCACAUUGGGAAGCUCCGGAUGUCGCUCUGGUCUGCUUCGGAAUCCCUGGUCCAAGGUGGAGAUGUCAGUGGAGCCGUGUAUGAGGAAGUUGGUGCAGUCCUUCUUUGCACCUUAUUUUGAACAAUAAAUAUAGGCAUUUUUCUGGCUGCCUUUUGAAAAUUUUAAAACAAAAUGGAAGGAUGGGGUGCAGGGCAUCAUUAGGUUACCUCUGAUGCUUCAGUGUUACGCAUUCGACUUAGACUGACAGCCGAAAUUCAUGGUGUAAGUAUUCUCUUUCCUUGAGUAUCUUUUCAGUGAACAUUAAAAAGUACAACCCAAGUUUUGUAUGACCAUCCAAAAAAAGUAUUCCAUUUCGAGGUCUGAAGUAAGAUUUAUAAAGCAUUUUUUCAGACUUUAACCUUAAAAACAACAACAACAACAACAACAAACUAUCACAUGGGAUGAAUAAGCAGACUGGUUAGACAGUUUUGUAGAUCUUCUUGGUGCUGAACUAUGACAUGAGCCUUAUAGAUUGUAAAAUAGAGAUAGUUGGAACUAAUGUACAGAACUAAAUUUUUUAAACUUUAUUUGCUGUUAAAUUCUGUGAAGUUUCAGUUAUCUAAAAUAAACUUAGACGAAUACGAACUGUAAUGUUUCAGAUUGCAAGUAAUACGUAAUGUAGUGUUUGUAAAAUACUCUUGUCUAAUAUUAACUAGUGGUAUUUUGAUUUGUACAGUCAUGAUUUGUUAAAAUGACUUCAUUUUAACAUCCACUGAUGUAGAUUAAUAAUGUAAGUUCACAUUUAAAGAUUAAUGGAGAAGUGUGUGCAUGUAAUACUUUCACAAGUAUUGGGAGUUUGGUAUGUUUUGAAAAGAAUAAUUUAACUUUUGGGUGUCAGGAAAUGGGUUUUUCUCCAAAAGUCCAUUGCCGGCAAUGGGCAAGCCUAGUAAUAUUGGCACAGAGCGUUAACUGUACACCUUAUUAACAGUGAGGUGAAUAACUUUGAAUAAAGUUUUAGAGAAAUACUUCA